GUACCAAGAGGGGCAGGCAUUUUUCUUUCGUGUAAAGUACGAGAAAUUCGCGGCAGUCAUUUGAUCGUGCAGCUGACGUGUGUGUACUUCUAAUGGACUUCGAUGCAGGAUUGAAAACAGCCAUAGGAUGGAAUCGUUGGAAUAUGGAACUAAUUGGCAUCUGGCCGGAACCGGGAAGAACUGACGAACGAUUGUCACAUUUCAAGGCUCUAAUUUAUUUGUCCAUAAUAACUAUAUUUGGAACUGGACCGCAGAGUGCGAACCUAUUUUUCAUAUGGGGGAAUCUUGAGUUGGUGACAGAAAAUCUGUCAACAGCUAAUAUCCCUGGUAUAAACGCUAUGAUAAAGCUGAUCUUUGCUUGGUACUACAAAGACUCUUUCAAACCUAUCAUGAAGUCUUUCUACGAUGACUGGCGCAGUGCGAAGACGGAAGAAGAAAAGACAGCGAUGCUGAAGAUGGCUAAACCUGCGAACUUUAUUUCCGUCUGGUGUUCAAUAUUAACUCUCACAAUGGUCACUGCAUAUUUAAGCCUUCGAUCUAUUAGCGUCUAUCUUUCUGAUAGAUUACAUGAAAACCGGGAUCAUUUGAGCUUGUAUCCUGGAUAUUUUCCCUAUAACAUUCGACCAGUACCGAUAUUGUUAAUGACCAAUUUUGCUCAAGUAAUUGCGGGAUAUUCAGCUACUAUUUGCUAUACCACUGUCGACACUUUUAUCGCUAUGUUAGUCCUGCAUAUAUGUGGACAAUUUGAAAUUUUAAGGAAGAAAUUAACAAGAUUAUUGGACGGCGAGGAAGGAAAUAGAAGCAUAGAUGAGUUUCGAAAGGAGUUGGUUUGGAUUAUUACCAAGCACGAGCAUCUGAACUGGCAUGCACAGACGAUCGAAAAAUGCUUUAGUACGCUAUUGUUGCUACAGAUGUUACUGUGUACCAUCGAAAUAUGCUUUCAAGGUUUCUUGUUCUUCAACGUAUUGAUUAAAAACGAAAAUGGAAUCUUCAACUUUCAACUGGUUUUCUUUGUCCUCUUCGUCUGCUUCAUCCUUGUACACGUGUAUCUGUAUUGUUACAUAGGCGAGAUGCUUCUCAUUCAAAGUAGAGAAAUGAGCAAUAGCGCGUACGAAUCGAAUUGGUACAACGUCUCACCUUCUCAAACCAAAUGUCUUCUAUUCAUCAUGAACCGGUCCACUCGUCCACUUUGUUUGACUGCAGGCAAAUUUGGUAUCUUCUCUAUGGAACUGUUCAGUACCAUUCUGAAAACAGCGAUGGGAUACCUUUCGGUGUUACUAACAGUUGCAAAUAACGAUUAGACUUGUUUAUCCGUAGUCAAGUUGCAAACUCAUCUUUAGAAUACGUACCCUGAUCUGUACGAUUGCUCAUCUACAAUUAUUUGAACGAAAUGUUAUCACAGUUACGACACAUCACGGUACCGUAUGUAAAACUUGAGCGUAUUAAACGUUACAACACAAGACUAACCGAGAAAGUGAAUAUUCUCUACAUCACAAAAAG
Messenger RNA from Bombus impatiens (common eastern bumble bee), 1500 nucleotides. Its product is annotated as odorant receptor 9a-like. Gene Ontology annotation, molecular function: olfactory receptor activity; odorant binding. Gene Ontology annotation, biological process: sensory perception of smell; detection of chemical stimulus involved in sensory perception of smell. Lineage: Eukaryota; Metazoa; Arthropoda; Insecta; Hymenoptera; Apidae. The transcript is spliced from 7 exons. The record is from RefSeq and is a predicted model, not a curated record. Gene Ontology annotation, cellular component: plasma membrane. Bases 93 to 1301 code for a protein of 402 amino acids.